AUGAGCAACAUAAUGAGCAACUACAAGAGGUAUAACCCAGACUUUCUUUGGCAUCGUAAGCAGGAAACUUCAUCAUCACUUCGCCAUCAAAUUAAGUUUGAGGGCAAUCAUGAUGAUGAACCUUCCAUGGGAUCUUUGAAGCACAAGAGCAGCCAGAUUCCGUGCGACCCAUGCCAAACUUCAGUUCGCAAUUUUAAGGCCGCCGCUGUCAUACCACUUUUAUACUUAUUUAAACUGCUCAGAAAUACUGUCUGCUUCAUACUUCUCAAUCUAAUGCUAGGUCGCAAGUUAAUGGGAGCAUCAAUAUGGUUGAUUUAUCACUUGUUUGGCCAGACUGCAGUAGGCCCCUCCUUCGGGACACUGACCGUCCUUGACAACCGCACAAAGCGACAGUACCAAGUCCAGAUCAAGAACAAUACCAUUGAAGCUUCUCAACUCAGGAAUAUAACUGCUUCCCAAGGUGAUGCCAAUCUCGUCGAUAGUUUACAUUCUGGAUUACGUAUUCUUGACCCCGGCUAUCUCAACACCGCAUGUAUCGAGUCCAGAAUCACAUUCGUUGACGGGAGCCGAGGGUAUAAACAAUAUCGCGAACACUCCAUUGAGUAUCUCGUUGAAAAGCACGACUACGAAGAAGUAAUAUACCUUCUUAUUUGGGGUCAUCUCCCUACGGCACUACAAAAAAAAGACUUCCAGCGCGCUAUUGCUGAACGCUGUAUUCCUCCACAGCAUGUCGUUCAAACAAUCGCUUCUUUCCCCAGAGACUCUCUGACCAGCACAAUUUUGGUUGCUGGAAUAGCUGCUUACGCAAGUCAUGACGAGGGUGCCGUUCUUGCAACCAAAUCUAGACGCCCAGCUUUCUCAGGACAGCUUGAGAAGGUCGACAAUGCCGUCAUAAAUUGCAUAUCAGCCCUUGCUACAGUUGUUGCACUCGUCUACUGUCACAAGCGCAACAAGGCAUUCACACCUGCCAACUCCGAAGAUUCCUUGAUUGGCAAUGCUGUACGAAUGAUGGGCUUCCACAGGGACGGCGAGGACACCGAACCAAACCCUGAGAUUGUCAAGUGCUUCGAAAAGUUGUGGAUACUCUACGCCGAUCACGAAAUGACCAACUCGACUGUUGCCUUCCUACACGCCGCAUCUACCCUGACUGAUCCGCUGUCGUGCUGCGUCUCUGGCAUUGUCUCCGCCUACGGCCCGCUCCACGGUGGAGCAAUCGAUCUCGCAUACAAAACUUUUGAAGAUCUUCAGUCCCCUGACAAUGUGCCAGCCUUGAUUUCCGACGUCAAGAGCAAGAAACAACGCCUUUUCGGCUAUGGUCAUCGUAUAUACAAGGCGAUUGACCCCCGUGUCAAACUGAUUCGCGCCCUGAUGGACCAGCACAAGGACAAAGUUGAAUCAAAUCCUCUGCUUUCAGUUGCGAUGGAGAUUGAUCGCGUGGCAAACGCUGAAGAGUAUUUCACUAGCCGUGCACUGAAGGCCAACGCCGACCUGUAUGGCUGCUUCCUAUACACGGCUCUCGGCUUCGAAACAGACAUAAUAGUCGCCAUGGCUUGUUUGUCCCGCACUCCGGGUGUAUUAGCUCACUGGCGGGAGAUGAUGUUAGAAAAGAGCCCUUUGCUCUGGCGGCCACAGCAAGUAUUUACCGGCAAAAGGAGUACGGAACACGAACAAGUAAAUGAUUCUGACUGA
Molecule: messenger RNA, 1689 nt
Organism: Colletotrichum truncatum
Lineage: Eukaryota; Fungi; Ascomycota; Sordariomycetes; Glomerellales; Glomerellaceae
Product: citrate synthase
Biological process (GO): tricarboxylic acid cycle; carbohydrate metabolic process
Cellular component (GO): mitochondrial matrix
Source: RefSeq, a predicted model, not a curated record